Messenger RNA from Diabrotica virgifera virgifera (western corn rootworm), 1916 nucleotides. RefSeq lists its product as uncharacterized. NCBI's taxonomy places the organism in Eukaryota, Metazoa, Arthropoda, Insecta, Coleoptera, Chrysomelidae. The transcript is spliced from 2 exons. The record is from RefSeq and is a predicted model, not a curated record. Gene Ontology annotation, molecular function: DNA binding. Gene Ontology annotation, cellular component: nucleus. Bases 298 to 1833 code for a protein of 511 amino acids.
UCUUGGUUUCAAGGAUUUUUAAAACGUCACCCUAAAAUUAAAGAGAGAUAUCCUGAAGCUGUCAGCAAAGCUCGGGCAGCAGUAACACAAGACCGAAUUGAAGCAUGGUUUGAUGAAAUUCAACUUUUUUUAGAGGAAGAUAGAUAUGAUGAAAUAUUAUUAGAUCCAACUCGGGUAUUCAAUGCAGAUGAGGCAGGAUUUUGCCUAUGUCUGAAGAGUGAAAAAGUUCUAGGCCCUGUAGGCUACAAAGAAGAUUUUUAUAUUAGGGUAUCAUCGGAAAAAGAGCAGAUAACCGUAAUGGCCACUUUUUCAGCAGAUGGCAAGCAUGUUCCUCCAAUGUUGAUCUUUCCUUACAAGAGAAUCCCAGAAGCUAUAGCUAAAUCAGUGCCAGAAAAUUGGGGUCUUGGUAGAUCUGAUUCAGGGUGGAUGACAUCCCAAGUAUUUUAUGAAUACAUUUCGAACCAUUUCCUGCCAUAUUUAAAAUCCAACAAUAUCCAAAGGCCAGUAAUUUUAUUCGUCGAUGGGCAUCGAUCACAUUCAACAAAACAUGUUAGCCAGCUAUGCGAUGAUAAUGGAAUUAUUUUGGUAUCACUUUUUCCCAACACUACCCAUAUUAUGCAACCAGCUGACGUAUCUGUUUUUAAACCUCUUAAAGCUGGUUGGUCAGCAGAAGUGAGAAACUGGAAAUUUCAAAACUUUCCAAAAGAUGUGACACGUUCUACUUUUGGUACUAUUUUAGAAUCUGUUUUUAGUAAAUAUGCUUCUGAGGAAACAAUUAAAAAUGGAUUUAGAAGAAGUGGGUUGUAUCCCUUUAAUAAAAAUAAUGUUGAUUACACAAAAUGCAUACCAAACAGAAUAGUUGCUGCACAGAUUUCUGAUAAAGAAACACCUAAAAAUGCCUUAGAUGUACUAGAAAAUAAAAUUGAAAAAAAAUACCUUACAGAAUUUAUACAAACAUAUUCAAAAAGAGAAACCUGGUCUGGAGACAUAUCUUAUUCAAAGCUUUAUAGUGUCUGGGCCGAAAUUAAAAUGGAUUAUGAAAAUGAAAAUCCUCAACAGAAAGAAAUACACCCCAAAAAUAUAAGUAUUACGUCACCAGUCGCUGGACCAUCGAGACGUCAAUGGGAAACACCUCCCCAAAAAUUGGAAUAUGAAAAUCCUCAACAGAAAGAAAUACACCCCAAAAAUAUAGGUAUUACAUCACCAGUCGCUGGACCAUCGAGACGUCAAUGGGAAACACCUCCCCAAAAAAACAUUCGCUACUAUGAAGAAAAAGAAUCAGAAGGGUUUAAAAUUCCAACUCCAUUUAAAAAAUGUUUAGUAUUUCCUCAAACGCCUGAUGGAACUUUAAAAACACCAAAACACAAAAGAAAAAUAUUUCCUGCAGUAGUUUCAAGUGCGAAAUAUCGAGAAUUUUACGAGAAUGAAGUAAAGAAGAAGAAUGGUCCGAAAAUAACAAAAAGAAAACAACAAAAAACAAAUACAGUCAACGAAGAAAGCAGCUCUAAUUCAGAUAUGGACGUUACUUAUCUCGACGAAGAUCUUGAUCUUAGUGAAAAUGAAAACAUCAUACUAAAGACAAAUCAACAUGUUAUUGUCAAGUACAUGGAUACACAUUAUCCAGGAAUAGUUCUGAAACAUGAUGAAUUCGGGGCAGAUAUCCGAACUAUGGUUAGUGCUGGCAUAAAUUCCUGGAAAUGGCCAGUUAAAGAAGACGUAUUAUAUUACUUUAUUGAAGACAUAGUUUGUAAUAUAAAAGAACCUGAAGUAAAGAACAAUAGGGGUCAUUUUAGUGUGCCUGAAAUGGCAAAAUAUAAUGGUGUCCAUUACUAAGUCCAUAAUAUGUCCAUUACCCAUGUUUUGUGACCAUUACUAGCUCAUGUGCUACCUUUUUUUAAAUAAGAGAUUUUCUAAAA